AUGAGUAAUAGAUGUCAUGGCCCUCAUCCAGCCCAUCUCUCCUAUUCUCAAUACUUAAGCAUCAGUGCUGCCGACUUGCGUUGCAUCUCCACGAGAAAUGUAACCUCGCACAAUCCGGAGUGUCUCCUCGAAGCUAAAUAUCCUGGCGACAUGUCUUACUCGAUGCAGCGAUAUAUUGAGGAUGGUUCACGACCAUGUGAUAUCCGCAGAGUCUUGAAGGAUGUCGACUGGUAUUGUAAUCUACAGCCUGUAUCACAUAAGUAUGGCGAGGUAGCUCAUGGUGGUGCUGGUAUGGGUGGUGUAUGGACAUGGUUUUGA
Messenger RNA from Microsporum canis CBS 113480, 318 nucleotides. RefSeq lists its product as uncharacterized. NCBI's taxonomy places the organism in Eukaryota, Fungi, Ascomycota, Eurotiomycetes, Onygenales, Arthrodermataceae. The record is from RefSeq and is a predicted model, not a curated record. The coding region runs from base 1 to 318 and encodes 105 amino acids. The transcript has 2 exons.